Messenger RNA from Drosophila busckii, 1839 nucleotides. It is a transcript of the gene Ada, whose product is annotated as adenosine deaminase-like protein. The record is from RefSeq and is a predicted model, not a curated record. The transcript has a single exon. Gene Ontology annotation, molecular function: adenosine deaminase activity. Gene Ontology annotation, biological process: adenosine catabolic process; inosine biosynthetic process. Lineage: Eukaryota; Metazoa; Arthropoda; Insecta; Diptera; Drosophilidae. The coding region runs from base 141 to 1274 and encodes 377 amino acids.
UUUCUCGGUUAUAUGCAUGUAUUUUGUUGUAUAAUUACGAGCUGUCAAUAAAAAAUAUCAAACAACAAAUUUUCGCUCAACAAGCGGCAUCAAAAGGAGCUCGAGGCGGACGACAAGAAGAUUGAAGUGCUGAAACUAACAUGCGUUCAGCCAAACGUAGCCCUCUUUCAAAUGUGCCUGGAAGCGUACAAAUUGAUGAAAAAAUACUGGCGUUUUUACGAGAGUUACCAAAAGUGGAACUGCAUGCCCAUUUGAACGGCUGCUUGAACAUAAAUAGCAUCCGUGAAUUAGCUGCAACAGUGUACGGAAAAGAGACAGAUGAAUUUCUGAUGUUAUCUAAGCGCUUUCUUACAUUUAAAAAGGGAGCUAAUCUUGACGAUUGUUUCGAAAAAUUUAGUUUUGUGCACGAUUUGACUGCUUCAAAGGUGGGGUUACAGCGUGCAACAGAAUUGGUUAUUCGUGAUUUUGCAAAGGAUAAUGUCAUAUAUCUUGAGCUUAGAACAACGCCAAAGUCAAAUGCUAACAUGUCUAGAAGGGAUUAUUUACAAACUGUACUAGAGUGCAUUAGUAGAGCACGCAGCCGGUAUUCCAUGAAAGUGAAGCUAUUGCCAUCUAUAAAUCGGGGUGAGCCGGUUUCUGUCUCCGAGGAAACCGUUGCAUUGUCUGUGGAUUUUUGUAAACUCUAUCCCGAUAUUAUAGUUGGUAUUGACUUUAGCGGUAAUCCAAAUAAGGGAAACUUUGAAGAAUUUAUGCCAGCGUUAACCUUGGCCCGAAAACACGGAUUGAUGCUGGCCAUCCAUUGUGCAGAGAUUCCAAACCGUUCAGAAAUCAAACAGAUGCUAAUGUUUGGAAUGUCUCGAUGCGGGCACGGAACGUAUCUUACCAGUGCAGACUACGCUUACAUGAAGCAACAUAAUAUCGCAGUCGAGUGCUGUCUAACAAGUAAUAUAAAGUCAGGCACGGUUGAAAGUCUUCAGUACCAUCAUAUCAAGCGAUUAAUAGAAGCAGAAGUUCCCAGAGUUCUUUGUACAGAUGAUAGCGGCGUCUUCGAUACUACUCUAAGUAACGAGUUCUACCUGGCAACGGAAGCUUUUGGACUGACACAGACUCAGUGCAUCGAUCUCACUAUGGAAGCUAUCGACCACGCUUUUGCGAGUUGUGAGGAGAAGCAAAAUCUUAAAAUACAGCUUGACGCAUUUAUAUCCCAGAUGACCGUCAAAGACAAUAGGGUGCAUAAAACAAAACGGUACAUAGAAAAAAAAACUUGUGAAUAGAGCGUGUAAUUGACCCCUGUUGCAAAUAAUUAAAUGUUCACAAAAAUCGGUAUCUACUAAGCUAAGAACAUUAAACUUAUGUGUAAUGUAAAUUUUGCCCGCCACAAACAAUUGAGUUGCAUGACAACUUCUGUUUUUGAUAGCCUAAUAUCAAUUAUUUGUCUAUGUACAAACAAAAAUGAAUAAUACAAAUUACUCAUGUUGGUAGAUAAAAUGCUGUGGCAUUCUUAUCCAUAAAGCAGAUGGCAAACAAAUAAAUAAAGUAAAUUUUACUUGAAGGGAAUAUGAUGAUGCGGAUGUUGAUAAAAUUAAGCAUUCAAACUUCAAGCAAACACAUCAAAAGUUGUAUUAAGUUGAAAAUAGUUUUCCUAAUACAUUUUAAUUCAAUACUUAAUACACACGGAAUUUCUUGAAGCUUAAUUUACUAAAUUUUAUUUUCGAAAUGAUGUAAAAACUGGGAUGAAAAACUGGUAUUCGAUGAAAGUGAAGCUAUUGCUUUUGAACCCAGAAACCUAAUGGCACACUGUAUCAGAUUUAACUUGCAAAUUGUGCUUAGUUUAAAAUU